Messenger RNA from Alternaria hordeiaustralica, 1179 nucleotides. RefSeq lists its product as uncharacterized. Bases 1 to 1179 code for a protein of 392 amino acids. Gene Ontology annotation, molecular function: transmembrane transporter activity. The record is from RefSeq and is a predicted model, not a curated record. Gene Ontology annotation, biological process: transmembrane transport. The transcript has 5 exons. Lineage: Eukaryota; Fungi; Ascomycota; Dothideomycetes; Pleosporales; Pleosporaceae.
AUGAAGAAACUAAACAUGCGCAGUACCAGCGACCGCAGGUACACCAUGGCGAGCGGAUACGUCCCCCAGAUUGACAAGAUGGCCGGGAUGACUCCCACGGAGCGCCGCGAGUUCUGCGACACCCCCGAGAUCGCUGCCGAUGCUUCUUCUGUCAAACCGCCGAGCACCACCGCCAAGUACGACAGCAAUGUCUCGAUGAACACCUAUCCCGCUGCCGAAGACGGUGUCGCGGAGCAGGCCAAGGGUCCGGCUGAUAUGGAGGGCUUGACUGUUGUGUGGACCAAGAAAUGGCUCAUUGCCGCUUAUGCUGCGAUCAUGCUCAUUUCUUUCGUCAACUCUCUCCAACAACAAACCAACUUCUCAUGGCGACCCUACGUCACCUCGGCCUUCAUGAUGCACGGUCUUACGGCUAUCACCGAUAUCGUUGCGAACAUUGUCGGAGGUGUAUCGAAGCUUCCGCUGGCCAAGUUUAUUGAUAUCGUUGGACGACCUCAUGGCUUUCUUCUUUGUUUGAUGUUCAUCGUCGCUUCGCUCAUUCUCAUGGCUCUUUGCCAAAACGUCCAGACCUUUUGCGCUGCGCAAGUCAUCUACUGGACAGGCAUGAACGGCGUCGAUUACAUCUUCAACAUUUUCAUCGCCGAUACCGCGCUUAUGCAGAACCGCUUGAUCUGGAUGGCGUUCACUGGAUUCCCCUACGUUGUCAACACCUUCGCUGGUCCCAAGCUUGGUGAAACCUGGCUCAACCACAGCACUUGGCGUUGGGGCUAUGGAUCUUUCGCUAUCAUGACACCAGUCUUCUCCAUAUCCUUCUGGCUCGUCUUCUGGCUCAUGGGUAGACGAGCAAGAAAGAUGGGCGUCAUCUCGCGCGAGCCGAGCGGCAGGACGGUCUGGCAGAGCACCAAGCACUGGUGUACUGAAUUUGACGUAAUCGGGGUCAUACUCAUCACCGGCGGAUUCUCCCUGCUUCUUCUUCCGUGGCCUCUUGCAGUCUACCAGAAGGAUGGCUUCGGCUCUCCAAUGUUUAUAUGCAUGGUCAGCUUCGGAAUCUGCCUCAUCCUACUCUUCGUGGCCUGGGAACGUUACUACGCUAGCCAUGCCCUCUUCCCAUACUACCUCAUGAAGAACCGCUCGAUCAUCGCGGCAUGCCUGCUCGGUUGCAACUCCUGGAUCGCUUUUUAG